Drechmeria coniospora is the source of this 1614-nucleotide messenger RNA. RefSeq lists its product as uncharacterized. The transcript is spliced from 2 exons. The record is from RefSeq and is a predicted model, not a curated record. NCBI's taxonomy places the organism in Eukaryota, Fungi, Ascomycota, Sordariomycetes, Hypocreales, Ophiocordycipitaceae. Gene Ontology annotation, biological process: intracellular signal transduction; mitotic cell cycle. Gene Ontology annotation, cellular component: cytoplasm; nucleus. Gene Ontology annotation, molecular function: histone H3T3 kinase activity. Bases 1 to 1614 code for a protein of 537 amino acids.
AUGCCACGCACAAUCGCGACGCGCAAUUAUGGAAAAUCAUCCAAGAGGACCAAGGCCGAGAGGUUGUUCGCACAGCUGCCCCAGAGCCCCAUACGGACGGCGACGGCUGCGAGCUCGACGAUGGACGAUGACCCGGUAAAGUGCAUCACGCAGCAGCUCGCGACAAUCCGCAUCGAGGAGAAGACGGAGGAGAGGGAUGGCGUACGAAAGUCGCCUCGGAAAAAGGCCAAAGCGGCGCCUCUCGUUGUGGAUGACAGGAACAUCGCGAGCGGCAAGUGGGAAGAGGCCAAAGGGGAUUUCAUUCGUCGUCGCAGUGUUGACGCCAUCCCGAACCCACCCCCCCUGGACGAGCCCACGAUCGAAUCACACAGAAGCACACCGAUAAGGACACUCUCUUGGGACGACGUAUGCCCGCCCGGCGACCGGAUCGUUAAGAUUGCCGAGGCGUCAUACGCCGAAGUCUACCGCGUCACCAACGAGCGCGGCACGAGCAUCAUCAAAGUCAUUCGGCUGGAGUCGCCAAUAAAACCAAAGACAAAGGCGCAGAUCAAGUCCGGCCUCGUGGACGAGGAGCCCCAUGCCGAGGACGGGCUGAACGGCGAGCUGCAAAUAUCGGAGUGGCUGGCCGACAUACCCGGAUUCGUCGUCUACAAGGAAAAGUACGUGGUCCAAGGCAAGACGAGCAGACAGCUGCUCGAGACCCACCAGGCCUUCCAGAAGAGGAUGAAACGCCAGGACCCAGGCCGGGCUCAGUUCUACCCGUCCCCGAGCCGCUAUCUGGACGAGACAAAGUUUCUCGUCGUCGAGCUCGGCGAUGCAGGCGUCGCGCUGGAGGACUGGCCGUUGACGGACGAGACGGAGCUCUGGGACAUCUUCCUGCUCGAGGCCGUCGCCCUGGCGAGAGCGGAAGAGAUGGCCAUGUUCGAGCACCGAGAUCUGCACGAAGGAAACCUCUGCGUCAAGCGGGUAGGUCCGAGGAGAGAGGCGGGCUGGGAGGCGGACGGGGGGACCGCCGGGUUCUUUGGCUACUCGGGCCUUGACAUCACCAUCCUGGACUAUGGCCUGUCGCGGGCCGAAGACGUAUCCGUCGACGACGCGACGCCCGUGGCCCUUGACCUCGAACGAGACCUCGGCCUCUUCACGAGCACGCACGCAUCCCAGUGCAACGUCUACCGUCAGAUGCGUUCCUUCCUUCUACGCGCCGACCGUAGGUGCAUCCCGCCCGAGGGACACAAGACGCCGUACGCGAGGGGCGUCGACGGACCGAUAUCGUGGGAUGCGUACGCGCCCUACACGAACGUCCUAUGGCUCGCAUACCUCUUUGCCUACCUCGUCGACAACUUCCAGGGCGGCAGGAAGCAGCUCGCACGUUUCCGGAGGAAGACGAGCGAGAUGUGGAGCUACCUCGACCCGGAGGCCGACGACGACGUGCCCUGCUUCGGCUCCGCGGCAGACGUCGUGUGCUUCGCCGUCGAGUCUGGCUGGCUUCGGCAGGAGCAGCUGCUCGGGGUCGGCUCGUCGAUGCUCGAUAGGGAGGACAGCAUCAUUGUGUCGAGGGAGGAGGGAGACGGUCGCGUGUCGCUGAGGCGAUCGUCGAGGAAAAGAGAAGAAUAG